Molecule: messenger RNA, 369 nt
Organism: Epithele typhae
Lineage: Eukaryota; Fungi; Basidiomycota; Agaricomycetes; Polyporales; Epitheliaceae
Exons: 1
Coding region: 1-369 (122 amino acids)
Source: RefSeq, a predicted model, not a curated record
AUGGCAGAGCGAACACGUGACCUCAAACAGCGAUUGCUGUCGUUCGACGUUUUCUGCAUAUACAUCCGCAACCUAACUCAACGCUUCAAGAACGAUACUCCGGAGAUCCGUAAGAUCAUCGACGAGCUAUUUUGCCACAUCCCUACCUUCCAUGCACACGCUCAUCGAGACAUGUGUCAGGUGGUUUACGGUUUUCCCUACAGCGAAGGGUCCGGUCAUCAACACGGAGAACACGUUGAACCACCCUGGAGCGAGCUGAAUCUCGCUGGACGAGUACUACGUGAGAUGGCUGCAGGACCUCGUGAAGACGCGCUCAACGAUCUUUUGAACUACUGGAAUCGUCGUAAAUUGGAAGACUUCGGUGAGUAG